Messenger RNA from Juglans regia (Persian walnut), 1592 nucleotides. Its product is annotated as heat shock factor protein HSF24-like. Gene Ontology annotation, biological process: regulation of transcription by RNA polymerase II. The record is from RefSeq and is a predicted model, not a curated record. Gene Ontology annotation, molecular function: DNA-binding transcription factor activity; RNA polymerase II cis-regulatory region sequence-specific DNA binding. Bases 453 to 1286 code for a protein of 277 amino acids. Lineage: Eukaryota; Viridiplantae; Streptophyta; Magnoliopsida; Fagales; Juglandaceae. The transcript has 2 exons. Gene Ontology annotation, cellular component: nucleus.
UGUUUCUCAAGAUUUCUAGAACCCACGUACGUCUUUCUUCUCCGUGACGUCGUCUCUUUCCUUUUUUUUUUAUAUAAAUGUGUAGCGUCCCAGAACUUUGAAGAGGAAUACUAUCCCUAGUCUUUCACAGGAAGUUAUGGUAUUUUUCUCUACUCAUCAACCACGACAACCGGUUUCCGUGUUGACUAAUGGAAUCUGAUCGGAGCAAUAAUCCGGUUCACUUUCGGUUCUUUCUCUCCGGUUUCUACUGCUGGGGCUGGGAAUUCUUGACCGCUCUCUUGCUCUUCAGUUGCUGAAAAGAAUUAACCGAUCGAUCGUUUCGUUUGAUUUAUUUUUUUUUUAUUUUUUUCAGAUUUGCUUGCUUUCUUUCUUUCUGUUAGAUUAAAAAUAAGGAGCAUCAAUUAGUUUGGGUGGUUGUUGACUCUCGUUGAGGGGGGACAAAUCGGAGAGAAAUGGCGCAAAGGUGUGUACCGGCGCCGUUCCUGACGAAGACGUAUCAGUUGGUGGAUGAUCCAGAGACGGACGAUGUGGUAUCGUGGGGAGAAAGCGGCACCACUUUUGUGGUAUGGAAGACUGCAGAUUUCGCCAAGGAUUUGCUGCCUAAAUAUUUCAAGCACAACAAUUUCUCCAGCUUCGUCCGCCAGCUUAACACAUACGGCUUCCGCAAGAUCGUGCCGGAUAAGUGGGAGUUCGCUAACGAGAAUUUCAAGCGAGGGCAGAAGGAGCUCCUCUCUCAGAUCCGACGUCGGAAGACCGUGAAUUCAGCUCCGUCACUUGAUCCUGCUGGGGUUAAAUCCACCGGCGAUGGUCCCUCUUCGGCGUCAAACUCUGGCGAGGACUUGGGGUCCUCCUCCACUUCUUCCCCGGAUUCGAAGAACCCGGGGUCGUUGGAGACGACAACAACAGCACAGGUGACCGAUUUAUCCGGCGAGAACGAGAAACUGAGGAAGGACAACGAAAUUCUGAGCUCGGAGCUGGCACUGAUGAAGCAGCAGUGCGAGGAGUUGGUAGCGUUUCUGACUGGGUAUUUGAAGGUGGGGCCCGAUCAAAUCAAUGGCAUAAUGCGGCAAGGAAUAAGUGGGUCCAGCCGCAAUGGAUUGGUUGAUGGGAUCAACGGAGUUGAUUCCGACGAAGAAGAUGAUGACGAAAAUAAUAGGAUUGAACAAAAGGAGGAGAGUUUGAAACUGUUCGGUGUUUGGUUGAAAGGAAAUGGGAAAAAGAGGGGGCGGGAUGAGAAAAUUGGUUUUGGUAGGUCCGAAGCGAAGGAAAUGAAGGUUUGUAAUUAACGAAACAACGUACGUAGGGAGGGGGCGGGGUGCGUAGGAUAAGGCCUGGUGCACCGCCUUCAGGCUAGCGUUGCUUGUUUUAAGCUAGACAAGUCUCGACGGCACAUCUCUUUUUUCUUCAUUCUAUGUAAUUAAGAUAAUUAAAAUAAUAGUUGUCGUGGAAUAUGGUUGAAUGUUACUGCAGAUUUCUUCUUGUAGCAAAGUUUGUAGUUUCUAUGUAUAAAUAAUUAAUUGUAAUCUCUGUAGUUUCUGAGUUACCGAACCAUCAAGAUAUAUAUGUCAAGCUUUGUGGACUUUUGGCAAAUA